Molecule: messenger RNA, 522 nt
Organism: Penicillium canescens
Lineage: Eukaryota; Fungi; Ascomycota; Eurotiomycetes; Eurotiales; Aspergillaceae
Exons: 3
Coding region: 1-522 (173 amino acids)
Source: RefSeq, a predicted model, not a curated record
AUGGUCAAUGGGAGACUACGUUGCGCGUUAUGUGGGACUCCGGUUGUGGAAGAACUCAAGAAUCCCGCAUAUUCGGAGUUCGAGCUCACAGUCCAAUUUGAUGCAUGGAAUGAAGCAUCUGGGGAAGACUACCCAGGGGACAUUGUUCUGUUGCCCGAGCUUGAAUAUCUCAUUACGGACGACUCUGCUGAGCCUGAUGUUUCUGAUACCUUACACUCUGAUGAGGAACAGUCGCUUGCAGCCUUGGCAAUUUCAGGGAUGAUCUUCUCGGGACGGCAUUCCAGAGGCGCGACAGCGGCCAAUUUCAACAUUGGAGCUGCUCCUGAGCCUGCAAGGUUCACCAAGGAGGAGGACCUCCUCAAAUGGUAUUCCGGGAAUGAUACGGAUUACGCAAUUGAUGGCAAUCCUUGUGCGAAGCAACUGGCUGAACAGCAAGCUGAAGCCCUGAAAGACAGUUUGAUCAUGAACGAGGAUACGGUGAGACAAGUCUGGACGUGGGACUUUGCGUGUGAAAUGGGCUAA